Messenger RNA from Colletotrichum truncatum, 243 nucleotides. RefSeq lists its product as uncharacterized. Lineage: Eukaryota; Fungi; Ascomycota; Sordariomycetes; Glomerellales; Glomerellaceae. The record is from RefSeq and is a predicted model, not a curated record.
AUGAAGAUUGAUGUCGUUCUCGCUUUCGCGAUCGUGCAGACUAGCCCGGUGCUUGCUGGUCUCCUGUGUGUCAUGCCCGACGGGAAUAUGAACCCAGGCGUGCCCAUCUGUACGUCGGUCGGCGGAAAGCCUGCGCCGGACUAUCAACCCGCGUGCUGUGGCGUUGACGAGAAGCAAAGAACUUACGAAAUAGGAUGCCAACAUAACGGCGGUGUUCGCGCGCAAUAUACUUACUAUUGUUGA